AUGAACUUAUUUAAAAAGAAUUCAAUUUCUAAAGGAUGCAAUAAACAAAAAUCCUAAAAAGUAAAGGUAUUAUGAUAAUUAGAUUUCAACUCUGGAUUAAUUAAAGGAAUAGAUUGACAAAGGAAUAAUACUUGAAAACGAAAAAGAAUAAUCUGAAAGCUAAUCAGAAUUAUAUUAAAAUGUAUUAUAAUAAGAGAGGAAAUAGAAUUCGAAAAGAAGAUUAGAGGAAUUAGUUUUCGAUGAAUGA
Messenger RNA from Paramecium pentaurelia, 247 nucleotides. NCBI's taxonomy places the organism in Eukaryota, Ciliophora, Oligohymenophorea, Peniculida, Parameciidae. The record is from the annotation of a GenBank genome assembly.